Messenger RNA from Sparassis crispa, 1362 nucleotides. RefSeq lists its product with no specific name. The coding region runs from base 1 to 1362 and encodes 453 amino acids. The record is from RefSeq and is a predicted model, not a curated record. Gene Ontology annotation, molecular function: flavin adenine dinucleotide binding; oxidoreductase activity, acting on the CH-CH group of donors. The transcript is spliced from 13 exons. Lineage: Eukaryota; Fungi; Basidiomycota; Agaricomycetes; Polyporales; Sparassidaceae.
AUGAGCACUCAUCCCGUAGCAGAGGUCACCGCGCCAGCAGCAUGGGCGAUGGUGGAGGACAAGUUCUCGCCGUAUGCGAAGGAGACGUUGGCGAAGCUGAUCACUUUCGUCAACGAUGAGGUCUUCCCUGCCACGAAGCUUGCGCACGCGCAGUUGCCCACUGACCCUGCGACGCGGUGGAAGACGGUCAUCCCAAUCGUUGCGGAGCUCAAGGCCAAGGCUCGCAAGCUGGGCUUGUGGAACCUCUUCCUCGGCAAAGCACGCUAUCCGGAGUUUGGUGUGCCCCUCACCAACCUCGAGUAUGCUCUAAUGGCUGAAGUGCUGGGGCGCGGAGGUCAGUUGGCCUCGGAGGCCGUGAACUGCUCUGCUCCUGAUACUGGCAACAUGGAGGUCCUCGCGAGGUACGGCUCCCCUGAGCAGCAGAAGAAAUGGCUAGUUCCCCUCCUGAACGGCGAGACACGCUCUGCGUUCUCUAUGACUGAACGAUACGUUGCCUCUUCAGAUGCUACGAAUAUUCGCACUACCAUCCGUCAGGAAGGCAACGAGAUCGUAAUUAACGGUCAUAAAUGGUACAUCAGCGGCGCCGGCGACCCGAGAUGCGCUCUGCAUCUUGUGCUGGGUAAGAGUGACCCCGACAACUCGGAUCGUUACCACCAGCAGAGCAUCGUUAUCGUCCCGGCCAACGCUCCCGGAGUGAAGGUCAUCCGUCCUAUGCAGGUCUUCGGCUACGAUGAUGCUCCGGAGGGACAUUGCGAGAUCAUAUACGAGAACGUCCGUGUUCCUCUCAGCAACCUCGUUCUGGGCUGGGGGAAGGGCUUCGAGAUCAUUCAAGGCCGCCUAGGACCUGGCCGUAUCCAUCACUGCAUGCGUUCAAUUGGCUGCGCUCAGUAUGCCUUGGACCUGAUGAUCCAGCGUGUCACCGAUCCGGCCAAGAAGACGUUCGGGAAGUACUUGUACGAGCAUGGUACCGUCAUCGCUGACAUCGCGCAAUCUCGUGCCGAGAUAGAUUCAGCCAGAAUGCUUGUGUUGAGCGCUGCCUUGCAGAUUGACAAGAGCAACACGAAGGGUGCUCUCAAGGAAAUUGGCAUGGCCAAGUUCGUCGUGCCUUCAAUGGCCUGUCGGAUUGUCGACCGCGCCAUCCAGGCGUUCGGUGCGGAAGGCGUCAGCCAGGACACCCAACUCGCCUCUCUGUACGCUGGCCUGAGAACGCUGCGCAUUGCUGACGGCCCCGAUGCGGUGCACAUUCAGCAGAUCGGUCAGAGGGAGCUGAAACGUGCUCCAGCCCUGGCAAAACGGACGGCGGAGAUCCAGAAGAGGGAGCGGGCACUUCUGGAGAAGCACGGUCUCCUGUCAAAACUGUAA